AGCAACAUGGUGGCGAGAGAGGAAGAGCGCCAACCGUUGCAGAUAAGCGCAUCCCCACCAAACAGCGCAACACGUGUCAUCCACCCGAUUUUACUCUCUUUUCAUAUUUUUCAAUUCAAUAAUUAACAUCACUGACCACACCAUACACUUGUGAAGGACGAGGAAGAGGAUUGCGCAGAGAGAAAAAAAGUUCCAAACUUGAAGCCCUAUAACAAUAUGGCUGCAACUUCCCUGUGUUCAUCAACCCUCCAAUCCCAAAUCAAUGGAUUCUACCUUCACAAAACCUCUCUCUUCCACCCUCCUUCCAUUACUUUCUCCAGGAGGAAAAUUUCAACCACGGUGAAGGCUUCAUCUCGUGUUGACAAGUUUUCAAAAAGCGAUAUCAUUGUUUCUCCAUCCAUUCUUUCUGCUAACUUUUCAAAAUUGGGGGAGCAGGUGAAAGCAGUGGAGUUGGCAGGUUGUGAUUGGAUUCACGUUGAUGUAAUGGAUGGCCGCUUUGUUCCAAAUAUUACAAUUGGACCUCUUGUGGUUGAUGCAUUGCGCCCUGUGACAGAUCUUCCUUUGGAUGUACACUUGAUGAUUGUAGAGCCUGAACAAAGGGUGCCAGAUUUUAUCAAGGCAGGGGCUGACAUAGUUAGUGUUCAUUGUGAACAAUCGUCCACCAUCCAUUUGCAUCGUACAGUUAAUCAAGUGAAAAGCCUGGGUGCUAAAGCUGGAGUUGUCUUAAACCCAGCUACUCCCCUAAGUGCAAUAGAAUAUGUCCUUGAUGUGGUUGAUUUGGUCUUAAUUAUGUCGGUAAACCCUGGCUUUGGUGGUCAGAGUUUUAUUGAGAGUCAAGUGAAGAAAAUUUCUGAUUUGAGAAGAAUGUGUGCGGAGAAGGGAGUGAAUCCAUGGAUUGAAGUAGAUGGUGGAGUUGGUCCAGCAAAUGCUUACAAGGUGAUUGAGGCUGGAGCCAAUGCACUGGUUGCUGGUUCUGCUGUGUUUGGAGCUAAAGAUUAUGCUGAAGCUAUAAGGGGAAUCAAAACCAGCAAAAGACCUGAAGCUGUUGCUGUGUGAAGCAUCUGCAUGGUAUCCUAUUCAUUACAGUGUUCAGGAAUUAGGGCCUAUUAUUGGGCACCAUUGUUGCCUGGCUUGCUGUCACCUCUGGCAAUUGCUCCACUUUGGAAUUAACUAUAAGAAACAAGUCCAAGUAAGGUUGCUGCUGUGAUGCGUAGUUUGUGUAUAAUAAUCUUUUGGAGUAUCAGGACACGUUUAAUUCAAGAUAAAAGGCCCUUUACUCUCUAUCUGCUUGUAUUGUAACCUUUCAGUUUCAGUUCUGUUCCACCAUAUUGUGAAGCACUUGUGCUUUCUAUCAAUACAAGGUUUGAAGAAAACCAGCUGAAUUCAUUAUGUUUUUCUAUUUUUUGUCAUGUUGAUGCCAUUUUGUUUCUUUCCUUGCUCUAACAUGUCAAUAAGGCAUGCAUUGAGGAAGGACCCCUUGAAAGAUGAAUAAUGACCGGUUUAAAUUCUAAUUAGAGAACGCGUGUAUGUAAACUUUCACACUUUUGAGAUAUGAAGCAAAUUAUUGGUC
Molecule: messenger RNA, 1570 nt
Organism: Abrus precatorius (Indian licorice)
Lineage: Eukaryota; Viridiplantae; Streptophyta; Magnoliopsida; Fabales; Fabaceae
Product: ribulose-phosphate 3-epimerase, chloroplastic
Exons: 10
Coding region: 217-1056 (279 amino acids)
Biological process (GO): pentose-phosphate shunt; pentose-phosphate shunt, non-oxidative branch; carbohydrate metabolic process
Cellular component (GO): cytosol
Molecular function (GO): D-ribulose-phosphate 3-epimerase activity; metal ion binding
Source: RefSeq, a predicted model, not a curated record